Messenger RNA from Miscanthus lutarioriparius, 969 nucleotides. The record is from the annotation of a GenBank genome assembly. NCBI's taxonomy places the organism in Eukaryota, Viridiplantae, Streptophyta, Magnoliopsida, Poales, Poaceae.
AUGGCCAGCUCCUCCGGCGACCUCACCAACGGCGGCGGCGGCGGCGGCGGAUAUAUGGUACACAGCGGCAGCGGCGCCACCGCCAGCGCCCCGACGACGACGACGAAGACGAAGCCUCUGACCAUGUUCUACAACGGCGGCGUCGCCGUGUUCCAUCUCCCGCAAGACAAGGCGGAGGUUGUCAUGAACAUGGCGGCGGGUGAGGACGGCAGAGACGACGACGGCGGCCGCCAGCGGCGGCCAAACCACGGCGACGAGUUGCUCGCCAAGUUCAGGCAAGAGACGAUGCCCACGGCAAGCAAGAGAUCUUUGCAGCGCUUCUUCCAGAAGCGCAAGGAGAGUUCCAUCUUUAGUGUCAACCAAUUUCUUGUACAGAGGGACAACAUAACUAUUCCGAAGUAUACUGCAACAUUCCAAAGGCUCGAAUCUAGGCCAAACAACCCAGCCCAAGGGGUUGCUCCACUGGGAUCCACUAAUCCAAGUGUCAACAUAAAUGACAAUUCACUCUCUGAAACUUAUCACUUUGUUUCUAGACCACCUCCAUAUGAUACUGAUCCUAGAUAUGCCCGUGUUCAAAGAGAGGGAUUAGUCUCCAGGCGUGAGAAAUCCAUAAAUCUUGCACAAGAAGAGUCACUAGCCCUUAGACGAAAUGGCAGCAGCUCUGGUAUUGAGCAUUUAGCUGCUCAGAAGAAACGCAGCAGCACUGAAAAUGAGGGUGAAUAUAAGGUCCAUCGUUCUGAAUCAACUAAGAGUUUGUCUGCAAAAGCUUAUAGUAGCAGCUAUGCAGUUGUCGCUUCAGAAGAUGAGGAUAUCUGCCCUACUUGUCUGGAAGAAUACACGCCAGACAAUCCAAAAAUUAUAACCAAGUGCUGUCACCAUUUUCAUCUUGGUUGUAUUUAUGAAUGGAUGGAGAGAAGUGAUACAUGCCCAAUUUGUGGAAAGGAAAUGGAGUUUUGCGAGAGCCCGUGA